Drosophila albomicans is the source of this 2144-nucleotide messenger RNA. Its product is annotated as proton-coupled amino acid transporter-like protein CG1139. Gene Ontology annotation, molecular function: amino acid transmembrane transporter activity. The record is from RefSeq and is a predicted model, not a curated record. Gene Ontology annotation, biological process: amino acid transmembrane transport. NCBI's taxonomy places the organism in Eukaryota, Metazoa, Arthropoda, Insecta, Diptera, Drosophilidae. The transcript has 6 exons. Gene Ontology annotation, cellular component: vacuolar membrane. The coding region runs from base 426 to 1952 and encodes 508 amino acids.
UUCUUGUUCUGUUUGUCAAACCGUGCGGUUGUCAGAACUUUGAAAAUUUUCUUUUGCAACGUCUUGGCGACGUUUUUAAUUCAUUUCUUUCGGCACAAAGAAAAGGCAAAAGGCAACGCAAAAUCGUUGCAUAUUUUUCAAAGCCAGAGCGGUCGCAAGUUCUUGAGAAUUGCAUUAGUAAUAUUGCAUUUUAUCUUUAUCCAAAAUUAAUAAAAAAAAUUAAAUAUCGAGUCUCAAUAGUUUGCACUAAAUUUCCUCAUUCAAAUUCUAUUUAUAUUAUUGUAACAAGUGUUUGGAAGUUGCUGGAAAACGUGUCGCAACGCGUUUACCGAGAGUUUACGAUAUACGUUAAACGCGCUCCAGUUGCCAUUGCCGACAGGAUAACACACGCCCCACACGCCCCAGGAUAAUCGCUGCUCGUGAAAAUGAGUUUUCACAAAAGCGACUCACGCACGCCGCUAGCACCGGCGGAAUAUACCAAAAUUCCGACGGUUGUGACGGUCUACGAUAGCGAGAAGAAAAACGGCAGCAGGAAUAAUGCGAACAUUGGGCAACCCAAAUUCAUACGCUCCGACAUGGCCGAUGUGCCUGUCCAGCAGGCGGCUGGCUCGACUCUUCCCCUGGUGCUGACGCGCAAAAAAGGCGGCGACGAUGGCGAGGAUGGCACCUACAAUCCCUUCGAGCAUCGCAAAGUGGUGCAUCCAACUUCCGAUAUGGAAACAUUUGUGCAUCUGCUCAAAGGUUCGCUGGGCUCCGGCAUUCUGGCCAUGCCCAUGGCCUUUGCCAAUGCCGGUCUCUGGUUCGGUUUGAUUGCCACUUUCGCCGUUGGCGCUCUCUGCACUUAUUGUGUCCACAUCUUGGUGAAGUGUGCGCAUAUUCUGUGCCGUCGUCGCAAGAUUCCCAUGAUGGGAUUCGCCGAUGUCGCUGAACAGGCUUUCCUCGAUGGUCCGCCGGCAUUGAAUCGCUGGUCCCGCUUCAUACGCUUUAUGGUGAAUACGUUUCUGGUGUUCGAUCUGCUCGGUUGCUGUUGCAUCUAUCUGGUGUUUGUGGCCACCAAUCUGCAGCAAGUUGUCGAUGUCUAUUUGGAGACACAAUUGAGCGUUCGCCUGUGGAUUGUCAUUGUCUCAGCUCCGCUGGUCUUCAUGUGUCUGGUGCGCAAUCUCAAGUUUCUGACGCCCUUCUCGAUGAUCGCCAACAUUCUGAUGUUUGUCGGCAUUGUCAUCACGUUUGUCUACAUGUUCUCCGAUCUGCCAGCGCCCGCUGAACGCGAAGGCAUUGUGAAGCCAACACAAUGGCCGCUCUUCUUCGGCACCGUCAUCUUUGCUCUGGAAGGCAUCGGUGUAGUUAUGUCCCUGGAGAACGACAUGAAGAACCCCACUCACUUCAUUGGUUGCCCAUCGGUGCUCAACUUCGGCAUGGGUCUGGUCAUUGGUCUGUACACUCUUGUUGGCUUCUUUGGCUAUCUGAAGUAUGGGAGCGAAACCGAGGCCAGCAUUACGCUGAAUCUGCCAAAGGAAGACAAAUUGGCUCAGUCUGUCAAGCUGAUGAUUGCCAUUGCCAUAUUCUUUACCUUCACGCUGCAGUUCUAUGUGCCCGUCAGCAUUCUGUGGAAGGGCAUUGAGAGCAAGAUUUCCGCUGCGCGCCAAAACAUCAGCGAGUAUGCACUUCGUGUCUCACUUGUGGUGCUUUGCUGUGCCAUCGCUGUUGCGCUGCCCAAUUUGGGUCCAUUCAUCUCCCUCAUUGGCGCCGUUUGCCUCAGCACUCUGGGCAUGAUUGUGCCCUCGAUAAUUGAGCUGGCUGUGUAUUAUGAGGAGCCUGGCUAUGGCACCUUCAAGUGGCGACUGUGGAAGAACUCGGGCCUGAUACUGUUCGGAAUUGUGGGCUUCGUGACGGGCACAUAUGUGAGCAUACGCGAGUUCCAGGCUGAGUUCGCUGGUGGACAUGAGAAGUGAGCAAAGAUGUCGAAAAGAUGUCUCACGUUAUGCUAAUUUAAUUUAAAUUAGUUUUAAUAAAACUCUUCUAAGCACAGGGAUAUCUAAGUUAAGUUUUUAACUAAUUUUAGGGCUAACCAAAGUUUUGUAAGAUUCUCCCUCUGCUUCUCACAUCCAUAUCUUAAUUUCGCAACUAAACAAACCAAACAAAAU